GACGUCACGAACUCAAGACCAAGCGCGGCACCGGAAGUCCUCCUCGGAUCCUCUCGAGCAAAAAGAUGGCGGCCGGAAGUCUCGCCCCGCGCGCUUUCCCGAUUGGCUGGCCCCGCCCAGCAGCCAGGCUGAGGCUGAGGCGGCCAUGGAGGAAGCGGGCAGCGAGGAGGCCGAAGAGCUGCGUCGGUUCCUGGAGCAGCACCCGGCCUUGCGCAUCCUGCCGCCGGGGACGAGGGUGCGCUGCGCGCUGACUGGCCAUGAGCUUCCCUGCCGGCUCCCUGCGCUGCAGGCCUACACAGCGGGCAAGAAGUACCAGCGCCUGAGCGCAGUGGGGCUGCCAAGCCAAGGAGACGGGGAAGCCAAAGAAGGCAGCAGCGGAGGAGACGGCAAUGGCGGCCUCUUUGGGCCCCACCUCGUCCCCAGCACCAGAAACCCGCAGCAGCUGUUCUGCAGGCUGACCCUCCGGCACAUCAACCGGAUCCCGGCGCAUGUCCUCCGCCAUGUCCAGGGGCGCCGCUUCCAGAAGGCCCUCCGUAACUAUGAGAAAUGCCAGAGGGAAGGCGUGGAGUACGUCCCCUCCUGCUGCCGCCGCCGCCAAAAACAGCCACAGAAGACUCCGUCGGAGGGGCCCCAGCAUCCUCAUCCUCCUCGUCGGAAGGGAGGCUUCUGGGAGCCUCCAGCCAGCGAUGACAGUGGAAGUGACACAGAGGACAGUAUGAGUGACUUGUACCCACCUGAACUUUUCCAAGAAAAAAGUCUGGCGGGCAAGGAAAGCAACCAUGACUUUGCCACAGACAGUGACGAAGAGGUUGCAAUGCCAACAACCCAGAACGGUUGUGAGGACAACAGCGAGGCAUCAGGCACAGACCCACAGAUGGGCACCAAAAGAGGGAAGAAGCAAGGCGGGGGUCUCAAGAAGAGAUUCAAAAGUCGGAACAAAAAACCCAAAAGAUUUGGGAAAGCUGUUGGUGGAAAGUAGAUGUUCCUUAUGUGACAGACUCCAGUUAACUGCACAUAACAAGGAGGCAGUUGAAGAAGACUGGCACUAGAGAUGUUUUGUUGGGUUUGAGUGGGAUCGUGAUUUUCAUUGCAAAUCCAGACUGUAUGGUUGUAUUUCAUUUGUGUGAAUUAUAUUGGUUUUGAGA
Messenger RNA from Sceloporus undulatus (fence lizard), 1145 nucleotides. It is a transcript of the gene SURF2, whose product is annotated as surfeit 2. The coding region runs from base 146 to 979 and encodes 277 amino acids. The transcript is spliced from 6 exons. The record is from RefSeq and is a predicted model, not a curated record. NCBI's taxonomy places the organism in Eukaryota, Metazoa, Chordata, Lepidosauria, Squamata, Phrynosomatidae.